Molecule: messenger RNA, 1105 nt
Organism: Thermothielavioides terrestris NRRL 8126
Lineage: Eukaryota; Fungi; Ascomycota; Sordariomycetes; Sordariales; Chaetomiaceae
Exons: 2
Coding region: 39-698 (219 amino acids)
Biological process (GO): L-cysteine catabolic process
Molecular function (GO): cysteine dioxygenase activity; ferrous iron binding
Source: RefSeq, a predicted model, not a curated record
UUUCUCAUCUGCCCCCGCAACACACAGCAACGAUCGACAUGGCUGUUGGCGUCACCCAGAGCUCUCUGGCCUCCACGGCGGGGUGCUCGCAAGGGUUCGCUUGCCGCGCCGUUGCUGACACGAACCGGUUUGAUGACCUCGUCCUCGCCCUCAAGGAGGCGCUGGGGCCAUCAUCGGGCCUCACGUCCGACGACGUCGAUGUCGACCAUCUUCGCCGACUGAUGCGCGAAUAUGACUCACGCCCGACGGAGUGGUCGAGGUUCGCCAUGGGCGACGAGAGCCGGGGAUACACCAGGAACCUGGUCGACGAAGGGAACGGGAAAAGCAACUUGUUGGUUCUCGUAUGGACUCCCGGCAAGGGCAGCCCAAUCCACGACCACGGCAAUGCGCACUGCCUGAUGAAAAUCCUGCGGGGCAAUCUGACCGAGACCAGAUAUGCCUUCCCAGAAGACGGGGCGGAGGGGCCUAUGCGCGUGAUUUCGGAGAGAGUACACAAGGAAAAUGAGGUGGCAUACAUGGCGGACGAGCUGGGGGUGCAUCGCGUGACGAAUCAGGGCAGCGACUUCGCCGUGUCCCUCCAUCUGUACACUCCGCCCAACGUUGCCAGGGGCGGAUGCCACAUCUUCAAUGCCGAGACGGGCAAGAAGAGCCACGUCAAGAACUGCGGAUACUACUCCGCGUACGGGAAGAAGCUGUAAGGGGGGAUGGGAUGAGAGACGAGCAGGGAGGAAUUGGGCCAGGGAGAGUUCGGCGUUUCGUGUCUCCGCCAGCACUGCCAGCGGACUUUUGAGGGUGUGGAUGUUUGGUAUUGGGCGUCGCAAGCAAUUGAGAAUGAUUACUUCCCUUUGCCAGGAGCGUUUGCUGGAGUCCGGAGUCUCACGAGCCUUGGGCUGCCUUCGCUGCACGAGUCCUGCGAUUCGGCGAUCCGCGAGUUUGCCCAAAGCGGAAACGGGGCCAAGGACGCGGACUUCCGCCGUCGUUCCACCGUAAUCGUCGGCUUGGCCGCAUAUCGUCAUAACAAAAACCACAAAAUCUGUGACAACGGCGGCCACAGAUCUCUCAAGAGCAGGAAAAGCAGCAGCAGGGAAGAAAACAGAGGAAAAGG